This is a messenger RNA of Rotaria sordida, 1488 nucleotides long. The record is from the annotation of a GenBank genome assembly. NCBI's taxonomy places the organism in Eukaryota, Metazoa, Rotifera, Eurotatoria, Philodinida, Philodinidae.
AUGUUCGAAGAACCAUCAAAAUCCCUCGAUGAACCAACAACAUCAACUGAUGAUAGUAAAAAAGAUUAUGGAACAAAUAAAUGUAUGCAAAUUCUUUGCACUCGUUCACUCCUAUGCAGUGCUAUUUAUUUUGCACUCGCUUACUUCAUUCAAGGAAUAACCGAUAUUGCAUCUGGAUUUGUUAAUUUACCAUUACAAACUAUAUUAAAAGAUAGACUUCAUCUAUCACCAUCUCAAAUGGGUACUUUUUUCUUUACCUGUACAGUAACUUGGUCUAUCAAACCACUCUAUGGAAUUCUUAGUGAUUUUGUACCGAUAUGUGGUUAUCAUCGACUUAUAUAUCUUUUAGUAACUACAGCAAUUAAUUUAUGUGCAUGGAUUGCUCUUUAUUUUGCUCCAACAGAAUACAAUUAUUUAUUAAUUUUCUGUGUUUUAGCAGCAUUUUCACUUGCAUUUAAUGAUGUUCUAAUUGAUGCACUAAUGAUUUCAAUUGGUCGACCAUUGGCAUUGAUCGGUACAUUACAAGGUAUUCAACAAACAUCGGCUAAACUUGCGGCAACUAUUUCACAAAUUCCAGCUGGUAUUCUUGCAUCAAAUUCUGUAUCAUUUCAGUAUAAUCAAACAUUAAAUAAUAAUAAUAAUACAUUGAAAAAUAUUAAGCAAAAUUCAGAUUUAAAUAAAUAUAUUUUUUUAAUUGCUGCAGCUUGCCCAAUUAUAUUAUUUUUUGCAACGUUGAUUACAGUACGUGAACGUCGUCGAAAAUUAAAUAAAAAUAAUUUUACUCAAACAUGGUCAAUUUUAUCAGGAAUAUUUCAAUAUAAACGAUUUUGGAUUAUAGCUAUUUUUCUUUUUAUUUAUUCAGCAUCACCACAAAUCAAAACAGCAUUAUUUUAUUAUCAACGUGAUAAACUUCAUUUUAAUCCAUUUUAUGUUUCAAUAUUAAAUACACUUUACAAUGGUUGUGGUAUAUUAUCUGCAUUACUUUAUUUAUCAAUAUUUUCUCAUUAUCCAACAAAACGUGUAUUACGUAUAGCAAUUGUUAUGCGUAUAUUUGCUGUUGCAUCCUAUUUAUUUGCAAUAGACAAAAUGACAUCAAUAUGUGUUGCUAUUAUUACAGGUUUUUGUUCGGAAAUAACAAAUUUAGCAAUACUUCAUUUAGCAGCAAAAUCUUGUCCAAAAAAUAUUGAAGGUACAUUAUUUGCAUUAUUUGUAUCGUGUGUUAAUUUUGGAGCAGCAACUGGUGAUUGGCUUGGUUCAAUUAUAUAUCAAUAUUUAGGUUUUAUUGCACUUAUUAUAAUAGCAAUUAUUUGGAUUGGUACAACUAUAUUAGUAACAUGUCAUAUCAAUGAACAUGGUAUUAACUCAACACCAGAUGAUGAUGAUGAAAUUGAUGAUAAAUAUCAUUAUUAUAAUGUUAUAGAAAAACAAAUACAAACAAUUGAAAAUGAAGAUUCUGAUGACAAAGAAACAAAUUGUUCGUCUGGCUAA